AUGGCCCUCAAGUCGGCAUCACCUGUAGCUGUUCUCCCGCAGCCAGGGCCGACACUCCUCCCAAAUUCAGUCGCACGCGUAGUGAGCCUCGCUACACGUUCCACCAGCCUUGCUAUACGCGUAGGCUCCUUCUUCGGUUCAUAUGGCCUCGACGCUGCACGCUUCACCACCCUCUCGAGUCUCGAACUCGCCCGCACUAUGGUAGAGGGCAUCCUGCUCCGCGCCGGCCGCGAUGCCGCUUUAAGACCCCGGUCCGACAUGGCCGCCGCCGACGCCGACACUUUACUUGAGCGGGCUCUAGAGGCUCUCCAUGGCGCCGCCAGCCAGGCCGUCUUCUGGACGUCGGCCAGCUUCCAGCUCACCGGUACCACCUUCUUCGCCGCUAGCGAGCUAUCGCAGCUGCUGCUGUCCUCGCUCGACCAGCUAUUCGGAUCAACCGACUCGUCCCGCGCGAUUGCAAGCAUCAUCACCCUCAUCCGCCGAGAGUUUAAGAACCCUGCUACCGGUGACCCGGCAGAGCAGGUCGGCGUCGUCGAUCUCAUCAUCGCCCUCGCCGCCCUCGCCUACCUACAGCGUAUGUGCCGCAAGUCGUUGGACGAUGAGCUGCGCUCCAGCUCUCACGAGCAGGUCAUCUGGGACGUUGUCGUGGUCGACGAUGGCACUCGCGUCGACGUGCUAACUGAUGGCGACGACUGCGUCAAGACCCAUGUCGAUGAGACGCACAGCGGCAGUCCCACAUCCCCUGUGUCACUGAACCAGAGGCCAUCAUCCAGCGGCGGUCCCAGAGACGACGACCAGGUCUUCAACCACCUCCAGACACAUAUCGCCUCUUCGUUGUCGCCCGGCACGUCCGUAUCUAUCUCAAACUCUGUCCAGACCACGCAAACCAUCACUGUCGAUGUCCAUGGUCUCCAGUCUAUGACUCUGCCGACGCCGCCCGGGGCUGAGAUCGUGGAAGCUAAGACGCACGUACCGUCGCAUGCACAAGAUCCAGCAGACCCGGACGCCGAGUCGUCAUACCGAGUCGUCUACAGGAUACAGCGCGACAAACUCAGGACUGCCUCGUUCCACCGCCACGAAGACGAGCCUGGCUAUGUCACAGAGCUCGACAGCUCAGCCGACUCGCAGCCAUGUACUCCUCCGCAAAGGCAGGCAUCCUCAUCGCGUCUCAUGGACCCACUACCAUUAGUACCUGCAACCCCAGAGCCUCCCUCGCAGACGGGUAGUCCGCAGUCGGACAAGGGACAUUCACAGCAGCGCAUGAACAUCCCGAGACGAACUCCCCCCCAAGUCAACCUGAGCCCACCUUCAUCCAUUCCCAGUUCGACCACGGACAGUGCUGCAAAUCAAAAGAAGCAGAGAUCCCCCUUGCACAAGUCGAGUUCCCGCGGCAACUUGGGUAAGGCAAAGCCAGAAUCGACAAAGCAGCCUACUAAGAAAAAGACAGACCUAUCACCGUCCGAUACCAAAUCUCUUGACAAGAAGAGUGGUCUCAAACAGGUUUUGAAAGGAAGUGGUCAAUCCUUUUCUCAGAUGUGGAACAAAGACGGCGUUAUUCUAGGCAGCUCAAGCACAGCAACACGAAGGCCGCGACCGCAGUGGAAGACCGUGGGCAAGGUUGUGGAGCCCAGCCCUGUUUCGACUUAUCCAUCUAAGCCGGCCACGUGCUCACGGAUCGCGAAAGGGUCGGGUCAGCGGUCUGGCUCCCAGGCUAGCAUUCAUCUAGACCCGGAGAGUAUACCCCGUAGCUCUUCACGCGCUAGCUACGUCUCCGUUCACGAGCGUCGUCGGGACUCCGUUGUAUCGCAGGCGGAUGCUUACACCCUCCACGCCGGCGGAUUGCGACCGGCAUCCCCCAGCAUCAUGAGGGCCGAUAUGGCGUCGCACGAGACGCUAUCCCGACAGCCAGACGGAGGGGCAGUGACGCCGUCUCCGUAUAGCAAGCCGUAUCACAGACGCAAUAUCUCGGCCGUCCCCAGCCUGUACAGCCUGGCGACCAACGACUCGCAGGCAUCCCUGGUGCUGUCGGCCUACUACAAAAAGAGCGCGUAUCACGCGACGGGCGCCAUGGAGACACUCCGGCGCGCCGGUGCUGUAGAGGGGACAUUCCCUUCUGCGCACCUGCUGCAAAAUAUCACCCGUUAUAUGCGCUUCUCGUCUGCGUCGUAUGGGUCACGGUUCCUCAAGCUCAUGGGCAUCUCAAACAGCAUGCCCAAGAUCCAGAUUGACGACGAGACACACCACGACGUACGGCACUUUGCACACCACACGGAGUCGCCGUCCGGGAAUGUACUCCUAGCAUCGUUUGUGGACUCGGGAGGCGGAAGCAAUGCAUCGGGCGCCACUGAUUCGGGUAUGCCGCUGGUAUACUACAUAUCACUAGACCACGAAGCCAAGGCCGUGGUUCUUGCGUGCCGCGGCACCCUAGGCUUUGAAGAUAUCCUCACCGAUCUUACCUGCGACUACGACAGGCUGAUGUGGCGGGGCCGCAGCUAUCGUGUGCACAAGGGCAUCCACGCAUCGGCGCGACGCAUCCUCUACGGUGGCGACGGACGCGUCCUCAUUACCCUGCAAGAAGCGCUGCGCGAGUUUCCCGAUUACGGGCUCGUUCUCUGCGGCCACUCGCUCGGGGGCGCCGUCACGUCACUCCUGGGCGUAAUGCUGGCCGAGCCUAACCCUCACGGCACAGGGUUCGUAACAGCCUACGAUCUCCCUUCUGGUGGUGGCAACAACCCACGACUCGCCGACAUCCGCCUCCCCGCCGGCCGGCCCAUUCACGUCUUUGCUUACGGCCCACCGGGCGCCAUGUCCGUCACGCUCUGCAAGAUAACAAAGGGCCUAAUCACGACUGUUGUACACGGGUCAGACCUGGUACCGCACCUAUCACUUGGCGUCCUGCACGAUUUUCAAGGUGUAGCCGUGGCAUUUAAAAAGGACGAGCACCGCGCCAAGGCCGAGAUACGCAAACACAUAUGGCACGCCAUACAAAGUAACAUGGGUGGCGGUAGCAACAGUCUGCCACCAUCAGCCCCUACAGAGCAGUCGGGUACAAUAGAGGAGCUCGACGGUCAGGGAUGGAUGCUAGCAACCCUUUCUUCGAUGCGGAGCAACAUGAACCACGAGAAACUCAUGCCCCCCGGCGAAGUGUUCUGCAUUGAAUCACACCGUGUCCUCCGCAGAGACGCUUUCCUCCUCGUCUCAGAUGACCCUGCGGGCCAGCGGCAGCAUAUUGGACGGCCGGCGCAGCGCAUCGUACUACGGUACGUUAAGGAUGUGGAGGCCAGAUUCCGAGAGGUGCGCUUCGGGACAGGGAUGUUGAUCGAUCACUCACCUGCGAAUUACGAGAAUGCCCUCAACAAGCUGCGUCUCGGUGUGUCAGAAUGA
Molecule: messenger RNA, 3384 nt
Organism: Geosmithia morbida
Lineage: Eukaryota; Fungi; Ascomycota; Sordariomycetes; Hypocreales; Bionectriaceae
Product: Lipase (class 3)
Exons: 1
Coding region: 1-3384 (1127 amino acids)
Biological process (GO): lipid metabolic process
Source: RefSeq, a predicted model, not a curated record